AGUUAGGGCAGAUCAACAAAAACCAUUAUGCGACGCCUUGGCUCUGUCCAGCAAAAGAUCCCAUGCGUUUUCUUAACCGAAGUGAGAGAUGAACCAUCCAGAAAACGCGAGUGUCAGUUGUUUCAGGUAGUAGCGACAGAAAAUUUGAAUCCGAUAGCACUCAACGCAGACGUUUACAGCGCACUUGCAACGGAGAAAGUCGAUGGCACUUGCUGCUAUGUCACAACCUAUAAAGGAGAGCCAUACCUCUGGGCUCGCUUGGAUAGGAAACCAACGAAGCAAGCGGACAAGAGGUUCAAAAAGUACCAGUAUUCUCAGAAGAGUACUAAAGGUUUCACUUGGAAUGUAGACGAGGAUUUCAGAGCGGUGCCUGACUCUUGGAUCCCAGCUCACGGCGUCCAACAUCAAAACGGCCAACCUGUUCCAGAUGAACACGGACACAUCCCAGGAUGGGUCCCAGUUGACAACGAAAACAAACAGUAUUGCUGGCAUGCCUCUGUGGUAAACUACGAAGCAGGGGAAGCUCUAGUUCUCAGGCCACAUCCAGAGGAUGAGGAUUUGCUUGAAAUCAUCAAUGUUCCGUUGUCCGAGCUCAUGGAGCAAACGCUGGAGCUCAUUGGAACCAAUGUUAACGGCAACCCGUACAGUUUGGGCAGUAAGAAACAUCUGAUCCACCUUCUGGUGCCCCACGGCGUGCUGAGGAUUAGGAACGCUCCACUGGUAGAGUACCAGGCGCUGCAUUCCUGGUUUCAGGGAUGUCACGAAGGACGCGUGGAGGGAAUAGUUUGGCACUGUAAUGAUGGGACUCUGGUGAAGGUUCAUCGUCAUCACCUGGGCUUGAAAUGGCCUAAUGGAGCUACGGUGCUUGCCACUAGGCCUGUGGUUAUCCACGUGGAAAAGUCCGACAACGACAGCAAAGACUCGCAGAAAUCUUUAUUUACAGUUCUCUCAAGGUUCAGCGGACAACAUUUCAAUUGUAUUCAGGACAUCCAGUUUGAGGCCUGAUCAAGAGGAC
This is a messenger RNA of Chanos chanos (milkfish), 1015 nucleotides long. It is a transcript of the gene rlig1, whose product is annotated as RNA 5'-phosphate and 3'-OH ligase 1. The record is from RefSeq and is a predicted model, not a curated record. Gene Ontology annotation, biological process: response to reactive oxygen species. The coding region runs from base 28 to 1005 and encodes 325 amino acids. Gene Ontology annotation, molecular function: RNA ligase (ATP) activity. The transcript has 7 exons. Lineage: Eukaryota; Metazoa; Chordata; Actinopteri; Gonorynchiformes; Chanidae.